AUGCCACGUGGUCCCCGUCUCUCUGCAGAAGAAAAGGCUCAGAUUCGAGCUCUCCACGAAGCCGGAUUCAGCAAUCGGCGCAUUGCCAAUCAAAUCGGCAGGACUCAUUGCGUGGUCUGCUCCUAUCUCAGAGAUCCUGGAGCCUACGACAAAGGAGGUGCCCGAGGGCGUCAAUGCAAGUUGUUCAGCAGAGAUGAAAGGGAAAUAUGGAGGAGAGCUUCGAACAGUGUCACCAGCGUCAACCAGAUCCGUGCAGACUUGAAACUCUCUGCGUCGAAAACAACCGUAUGGAGAGCUAUCAAACGCAGUGGCAACAUUGUAAGAGAAGUCAUGAGAAAGGCACCACGCCUAACCAACUCGCACAAGAUUGCUCGAAUCGGCUUUGCUCAAAAGAAUGCGACCAUGGUUUGGAAACAAGUGCAGUCGUGA
Haemonchus placei is the source of this 429-nucleotide messenger RNA. The record is from the annotation of a GenBank genome assembly. Lineage: Eukaryota; Metazoa; Nematoda; Chromadorea; Rhabditida; Trichostrongylidae.